AUGUGCAAGGUGGUGAUCACGACCCCGUCGCUCGUCUGCCUGCGCCGCACGCUGCGGCGGUGGCGGUCCCGCGCGUCCUCCUCCUCCGACGCCGCGGUGCCGGCGGGGUACGUCGCCGUGUCCGUGCAAGGCGCGGCGCCAUCGUCAUCGGGGCCGAGGCGGUUCGCGGUGCGGGUGGCGCACCUCAGCCACCCGACGUUCCUGGAGCUGCUGCGGCAGGCGGAGGAGGAGUACGGCUUCUCGGCCGUCCCGGGCUCCAUCGCGCUCCCCUGCGACGAGGACCGCUUCCUCGACGUCCUCCGCCGCGUGUCCCCUCCUCCUGUUGCUGCUGCGGGCCCGGCGGCCGCCCGGCGCGGGCGCGGCGACGUGCGGCCGCUGCUGCGGGGCAUGGCCGUCGAGAAGCUCGUCUGGUGA
Molecule: messenger RNA, 414 nt
Organism: Miscanthus lutarioriparius
Lineage: Eukaryota; Viridiplantae; Streptophyta; Magnoliopsida; Poales; Poaceae
Source: the annotation of a GenBank genome assembly